Messenger RNA from Dermacentor silvarum, 2566 nucleotides. Its product is annotated as ESF1 homolog. Gene Ontology annotation, cellular component: nucleus. Gene Ontology annotation, molecular function: RNA binding. The coding region runs from base 279 to 2543 and encodes 754 amino acids. The transcript has 11 exons. The record is from RefSeq and is a predicted model, not a curated record. Lineage: Eukaryota; Metazoa; Arthropoda; Arachnida; Ixodida; Ixodidae. Gene Ontology annotation, biological process: rRNA processing.
GUCAAGAUGGCUGCCUCCAUAACGCGUGCGGUGGGCAAGUGCAGUGACGCAUAGUGCAGUCGGUGCCGCACUAAUUAAAGUCGUCUCCGCGCGAUCUGCGGAACCGGAAUCGAUUUGACUGAGCAUUUAUUUCAGUGCUGUGCCCAUCCGCACAUUCUGCAACGACCGUCACGCUGCUGCUGCUGCGAAACGAUCGGCAACGAACUCCGCGUCAACGCACUUUCGGUUCGCGAGAGGUCUUGCUCCCACGUGAGUAGUGAAGCUUCGUCCGUGCCAACAUGAAGCAGAAGGGGCGCAAAAUCGAAGAUGAGCGCUUCAAGCACAUCGUCACGGACCCGCGCUUCCGCGGCGUUCCCCGAUCACAGCGGAAAGUCACGAUCGACAACCGCUUCACUGCCAUGUUCGACGACAAGCGGUUCAAGCUCAAGUACGUCAUGGACAAACGGGGUCGCCCCGUUCACAGCACGACCACGGAGGAUCUGAAGAAGUACUACGCCGUCGAGUCGUCCGAGUCGGAAGACGACGACCCUGAUGAGCGGCCCGAAGGCGUCGAAGACGACGCGGGCGAUGACGACACCGUCGAAUCGAAAUCAAAGCGCGUUGAUGUGCCAUCGAAAUCUGAGGAAGAUGUUGAUGGCUCGGGAGAAGACGAAGAAGACUCGGAAGCGGUGGAUGAUACCGAAGAAGAGGACGAAGAUGACGAAUCUCAGGCAAGCUCCGACGCACCGGAGGAGCCCGAGAGGGAUCCGGCUCGAGGCAUUGGCAACGUCGAGACAAGCUCUGAGGAAGAUGAAAGCAGCGAAGACGAGUUGGAAGCUGAAGACGACGUGGCCUGGGGUGAGCUGGACCGCGACGCCCCCAAGUCGGACGACAUCAGCCGCCGGUUGGCGCUGUGUAACCUGGAUUGGGACAAGUUGCGCGCCCAAGACCUGUUCAUGCUGCUCGACUCGUUCAAGCCCCCCGGCGGCAUCGUGCAGCGGGUCAGCAUCUACCCGUCCGAGUUUGGCAAAGAGCGCAUGGCCGUCGAGCAAGUGAAAGGCCCCGCGGAGCUGGUCGAGGCAGCUCGUGGUGCCAAACAAGCGCCAAAGAGUAGCGGGGACGACGAGGAAGUCGACGCCAGAACAAAAAGGGAAGCACUGCGCCAGUACCAGCUGAACCGGCUGCGCUACUACUAUGCCAUAGCCGAGUGCGACUCUGCCGAGACGGCCGACCACCUCUAUCGGGAGCUGGACGGUCGCGAGUACGAGAGCAGUGGGACCUGCCUGGACCUACGGUUUGUCCCCGAUGACAUGACGUUCGACGAGGAGCCGACCAGUGUUGCGGACAGUGCUCCUGAUCCCCAGAGCUACACGCCAUUGAACUUCGUGACCUCUGCACUCCAGUCGGUCAACGUGCAGCUGACCUGGGACGAGGAUGACCCCCGCCGCACGGAAGCCAUGCAGCGAGCCUUCAAGGAAGAUGGUGACCAUGACGACCUCAAGGUGUACCUCGCUUCAUCAUCCUCCGAAAGCGAAGGAGAGGGCGAUCAGGGACGAGGUGCUGACUUGAAGGAAGUGAAGAAAAAGUCCUCGAUGGAAGCCCAGAUCCAGAAGUACCGUGACCUGCUGAAGAGCCUCGAUGACGGAGAAAAGAAGCCAGAUGACAAUGAAGAUGAUGUUGAAAUGGAGGUCACAUGGAACCCUGGUCUCAGCAAGCAGGUCGGAGACCUGAUCAAGAAGAAGCAAGAGCAACCGGAGGGCAAGACGCCGUUUGAGGAAUUCCUGGAGAAACGCAAAGAGAAGCGAAAACUCAAGCGAAGCCUUAACAAGGGCACUGAGGCAGAGGACGCUGGUGAAGAGAGGAGAGAACAAGACAGUGGCGAGGGCAGCCAGUCAGAGCAGGCUUUCUCGGACGACGAGCUCCCCUCCGAUGUGGACCUUGGCGACGAUUUCUUCAAGACAGAGGCAUCCUUGAAACCAUCGAAAGAAAGUGCUAAAACUAAGAAGAAGAAGAAGCGAUCCAACGUGCAAGACAAGGCAGAGGAUGAAGAGACCACGAGAAGCAAGGCGGAGCUCGAGCUGCUUCUCAUGGAUGAAGAGGACGACGGCAAGCAUCACUUCAGCCUCAAGAAGCUGCUGGAAGAGAACCAGGCGGGCCGCAACAAGAAACGCAAGAGGAAGGCCGAGAGCAAAGCGGCCCAGAAGGAAGGAAAGGCCGACGGCGACGACUUCCAGGUGGACCUGGCUGAUCCGAGGUUCUCAGCACUGUACGACUCUCAUCAUUACAAUGUCGACCCGACCGACCCACACUUCAAGAAAACCAAGGGCAUGGAGGCGCUGCUGACAGAAAAGCAAAGAAGAAGGCUCACUGCUCCGGAGAGCACUGCGUCCAAGGUCACUGCCAAACUGUCGCAGGGGCCGGCACCAACACAACCAGAGCCACAGCCACCAUCCGAAGCCGCUGCAGAGCCAAAGCCAAGCCGGCAAUCCCUGUCAUCGUUGGCCAGCUCAGUCAAGCUCAAAGUUCAGCAGAUGAAAAGCAGAAGUAAAAAGUUGCCAUCCUGAGCUUUUAAAAGCUUGCCUCUGUG